Messenger RNA from Cordyceps militaris CM01, 1611 nucleotides. RefSeq lists its product as uncharacterized. The transcript has a single exon. Bases 1 to 1611 code for a protein of 536 amino acids. NCBI's taxonomy places the organism in Eukaryota, Fungi, Ascomycota, Sordariomycetes, Hypocreales, Cordycipitaceae. The record is from RefSeq and is a predicted model, not a curated record.
AUGUCGUCUCUGGCUCGCGCUCGGUCGCUUCGCAAGCCCGACGGCCCGACGGCCCUGCCACCGCCGCGCGAACGCCCCAACGAGGCGAGCCACGACCCCAACCGCAAUGCCUCCCCCAGCCGGCUACCAACGAAGCCGUCUUCGCGGCCCGCGUCUACAAUGAGCCCCGCGCGGUCCACGAGCGUGCGCCUCAACCGACCGGGUAGCUCAUCCUCCACCGCGUCCUCGGCAACAGCAUCGACGGUACCUAAGCGGUCUGUUUCGCUGGGAAAGAAGACGACGACGACCAACAAGACACAGGGGGGGCACACCGCCGCUGCCGCUGCCGUUGCGCCGCCUGCGAGAAAGGACACGCAGAGAUAUCCGCCGCUAUCUUCGGCCACGCGGCCUACCUCGAUGGUAUUGAGGCCGACGUCAGCCGGCUCCACGGCGGCGGCACCGGCGGCGACGAGGCGCACGACACCGAUGCACACGCGUGCCAAGAGCACGGCGACAGCGGGCACGAGCGCAGCACGGACGACCGUACAACCGCCGACCACAGGGCAGGAACGAAAGAGCAGAUCGCGGCCCCCGUCGCGCGAUCCGACCUCUUCGUUAUCCUCAGCUACCGCCGCCCCAGGCACGCCGAAACGCCGCGCUGUCUCAGUCGACAAGCCGGCAGCGCCCACCACACCAAUGACCACCGCCGCCGCCACAACCCAGCCGCGCCUACAGCACCGCCCGGCCUUUACCACACUGCAGCAGCGCUUCUCCCCCGCCAAGACCAGCUCUCCCAAGCCGGCUACAGCGUCAUUCACGCAGCCACCACGGCCGGCGUCGCCCUCCAAGCUGCCCGCCAACGUAGCUGUCGCCGCCGAAACGGCGCGCCUGCAGACGACGCUUUUGCAAUUGCACCUGCUGCACCAAGCCGGGGGCCCAGCCGAGACGCGGUGGCGCGCCAGCGCUCAGGCGACGCUCGGGGCGCGCUUUCGCGGGGUGCGUGACAAUCACCGCGCGCUGGUGGACCGCGAGGUCGCCGCCAUCGAGGCGGACAAUCUCGCGGCGUUGCAUCGCUGGGCGGGGGUGGGGGCCACGCUCGACGAAAAAGUCCGGGCGUUGGACGCCGCGGUCAGCGGCGUCUGGGGCAUGAGCGAACCGGGCGGUAAGUACGCGCGCGCGGUGCGCAAGUUUGAGCGUUGGGUCGAGCGCGUCAUGGACCUCGAGGAAGCGCGCGAGAAUGGCACCCUUGGCUGCUUACUAGCAACCAGCGGCGGCCGCGGUAGCACCGGCGGUAGCGUGGAGGAUGCGCUCUUCGUGCCAGAGCUGGACCCGGCGUGGGCUGACGACUGCGCGGCCAUGGCGCGCAAGCUCGAGAACUGGCAGGAGCAGCUGGACAGUACGGGCUCCGAAAACGAUCUGGGACCGCAAGACCGGGCCACGAGUCUGGGCCGCAUGCUGGAGGGCGCGCGCCGCCUGCUCGUGGACAUGCUGGCGGAGCUCGCGGCCAUGGAGGAGAUUCGGCAGGCGGCGGUGGUGCGCGAGGAGAACUGGAUCGAGGCGAUGAAUCGGGAUGAGGAGGAGGACAAAGGCGACGUCAGGCCGCGAGCUGGUGCGGUCUGGCGGGCCGUGUAA